AUGGCCGCGAGCAAUUUCGCGAGCACGGCUCAACCUGUUCUCCAAACGCUACAGCAAGGACUCGACGACGCCGUCCAUGUGUGGCGUGUUGACGGGCUGCUGUCCUGGCCCACCGUGUAUCUCAUCACCACGGCAGUCUUGACAUAUUGCACCUACUUGGUAGCGCAGCGAUUGUUCUUUCAUCCAUUGGCUGGCAUUCCCGGCCCCAAGUUUGCUGCCUUGACGUAUUGGUACGAGAUAUACUACGAUGUCUGGAAGGGUGGCCAGUACUUUCGCAAGGUUAAGCAGAUGCACGAAAAAUACGGCCCUAUUGUACGAAUCAACCCCGACGAGGUGCACUUCAACGACCCCGAAUUCAUCGAACCGCUGUACCCAAGCGCCAAGCGCAAGACCAACAAGUCCAUCAUGACAGGCCGCCGCACCGGAACCCCCAACUCUCUCGCCGGAACCGCAGACCAUGACACCCAUCGCCUCCGCCGCAGCACCAUUUCCGGCUUCUUUUCCACGGCCAGCAUCCGUCGCCUCGAGCCCAUCAUGAAGGCAGACAUGCGCAAGCUGCUGUCUCGCAUGCACGAGGCCGGCGAGACGGGCGAGGUGCUCAAGUUUCACUUUGUCCUCAAGGCGUGCGCCUGCGACAUUGUCACCCAGUACGCCUUUGGCACGUCUUUCAACUUUCUCGGCGAAAAGGACUUUGCCGCACCGUACAUCGAGGCCACCGACGUCUUUCACUUCUUCAACCACGCCAUGUGUCAUUUCCCCAUCGUGGGCUACCUGCUCGGCGCAUUGCCCGACUGGCUAAUCAAGUCUGUGUUUCCUGGACUGACUGAAAUGUGGAAUAAAAAGACGAUGUGGCUCGACGAAGUCGAAAAGAUUCGCAGCUCGCCCAACCCCGAACGCAUCAAGAGCACCAUCUUCGAGGGCGUCCUCAGCAGCAAGCUCCCCGAUGAGGAAAAGACGAAUGCGCGUCUCGCGCACGAGGCCCAGCUCGUCGUCUUUGCCGGCCAGGGCACCACCGCCUACACCCUCAGCGCCGCCAUCUACCAGCUGCUCUCCCACCCGGACGAGCUGGCCAAGGUGAAGAAGGAGCUUUCCGACGCCCUCGGCGCCGCCACCGACGACAUUCCCUCGUACUCGCAAGUCGAGAACCUGCCCUACUUUCAGGCUGCCAUCCAGGAGACGCUGCGACUUCACCCGGGCGUCGUGGCCCGCCUGCCGCGCGUUUCGCCCACCGAGCCCAUCGUCUACGAGGACAAGGCCCGCGGUCGCUCGUACGUCGUCCCCGCGGGUGUCACCUACAGCAUGACGGCCCAGAUUGCGCACACAAACGAGGCCGUCUUUGCGGACGCGGACAAGUUUAUCCCGCAGCGAUGGAUUGACAACCCGAGACUGGAUCGCGCCUUUAUUGGCUUUGCAAGAGGCACGCGCAACUGCAUUGGCAUGAACUUUGCCAAGCAGGAACUAUCGAUUAUCCUGGCGACAAUCCUUCUCAAGUACGACUUGUACCGUGGCCAAGAGGGUCCCACGCUUGAACUGUACAACACUACCCGCGAGCGGGAUAUUGAUUGUGUCCGCGACAUGAUUAUUCCUUUCCCUGCGGCUGGAAGUCCUGGUCUUCAGCUCAGAGUUCGAAACUAG
Beauveria bassiana ARSEF 2860 is the source of this 1635-nucleotide messenger RNA. Its product is annotated as Cytochrome P450 CYP682H1. The record is from RefSeq and is a predicted model, not a curated record. Lineage: Eukaryota; Fungi; Ascomycota; Sordariomycetes; Hypocreales; Cordycipitaceae. Bases 1 to 1635 code for a protein of 544 amino acids. Gene Ontology annotation, molecular function: oxidoreductase activity, acting on paired donors, with incorporation or reduction of molecular oxygen; monooxygenase activity; heme binding. The transcript is spliced from 7 exons.